This is a messenger RNA of Acanthamoeba castellanii str. Neff, 372 nucleotides long. RefSeq names its product ribosomal protein S26e, putative. The coding region runs from base 1 to 372 and encodes 123 amino acids. Gene Ontology annotation, biological process: translation. NCBI's taxonomy places the organism in Eukaryota, Discosea, Longamoebia, Acanthamoebidae. The transcript is spliced from 3 exons. Gene Ontology annotation, cellular component: cytosolic small ribosomal subunit; ribosome. Gene Ontology annotation, molecular function: structural constituent of ribosome; mRNA binding. The record is from RefSeq and is a predicted model, not a curated record.
AUGACCAGAAAGAGAAGGAAUCACGGACGCGCCCUCCACGGCCGCGGCCACACUAAGCCCAUCAGGUGCGACAACUGCCACAGGUGCACCCCCAAGGACAAGGCUGUCAAGAGGUUCCACGUCAGGAACAUCGUCGAGACUGGUGCCGUCAGGGAUAUCCAGGAGUCCAGCGUCAUUGAGUCCUACAAGCUCCCCAAGCUUUACGCUAAGCUGCAGUACUGCGUGAGCUGCGCCAUCCACUCGCGCGUCGUGCGCGUCCGCUCCAAGGAGGGCAGGAGGGACAGGAGGCCCCCGGAGAACAUCAGGGAGAGGCAGCAGCGUGAGCUCCAGAGGCUUCAGCGCGAGGCCAAGGAUCUCGAGGGCAGGAAGUAA